CUUCACUUACACGCGACGAUAGGCUCUGGACGACAUCAUCACUCAACGUCACCUGGACGAUAAGGUUCCACGCGGGGGCGAGGUAUGGAGUUGGCAAAAUGCGGGGUUGAGGUCCAAAACCCUGUCGAGCCUCGGAGCUUGAGGCAGUGGGCGGGUGCCGAGGAAGACCCUGGAACUCGACCCCAAGUUGGGGUACCUUGGUAAAAGGCCAGCCAGGGGCCGUAAGCUCGCGCAAGUAAACGCCUGCGACGAAUCAAUACACAACCAGACAUACGUCUUGGUCUGGCCACCUCAAGCCGGACGUCGGCUUCAACAUAAAAGUCCUCUCUCGCUGCAUCUGCUUCCGCCGAAAGAGGACCAACAAAUCGUCCCCCGACAAACAUCAGACAACACCAACAAUGUCACUCACCAGGCCCUUUGGCAGCACGACCCCCUGGGCCGAGCCGACGUGGUACACGGGCCGCCCGUCGCCGUACUACAACGACUCGCAUCGCAAGCUGCGCGACCACCUGCGCGCCUGGGUCGACGACAACUUCGCCUCGAGCUCCGAAGAGUGGGAGGCGGCGGGCGCCGUGCCGCCAGAGCUGUACAACAAGUGCGCCGAGGCCGGCCUGCUGGUGCCCAUCGCGUCGGGCAAGUCGAUUCCCGCGGACUGGGCCAGGUACGGCAUCAUCGCGGGCAUCGGGGCCGAGGAAUGGGACGGCUUCCACGACUUCAUCCUCUGGGACGAGCUCACCCGCGGCGGCAACAUUGCGAAUCUCUUCAUCGGCCUGGUCGUCGGCGCGCCGCCGCUGAGGUACUUUGGCAGCGACUUUCUCAAGAGCAAGAUUCUCCCCGAAGUGCUCUCUGGGCAGAAGCGGAUCUGCCUCGCCAUCACGGAGCCGUCGGCCGGCUCGGAUGUGCGCAACAUCACGACCACGGCUGAGAAGACGCCCGAUGGCAAGCACUAUAUUGUCAAUGGUGAGAAGAAAUGGAUUACAAACGGCAUGUUCUCAGACUACUUCAUGACGGCAGUCCGCACCGGCGGCGAAGGCGCGACAGGCAUCUCGAUGCUCCUGAUCCCGCGCAGCGAGGGCAUCCGCACUCGCAAGAUCGAGAUCGGCGCGGGGUCCCUGUCCGCCACGACCUACGUCGUCUUCGAGGACGUCAAGGUGCCCGCCGAGUACCUCAUCGGCGAGGAGGGCCUGGGGUUCAUGUACACGAUGACCAACUUCAACCACGAGCGGCUGUGGAUCACGUUCCAGGCCCUGCGUGGGUGCCGGGUUAGCAUGUUGGACGCGAUGGAGUGGGCGCAGAAGCGCGAGGCGUUUGGGCAGACGCUCAUCCAGCAGCCCGUCGUGCGGUGGAAGUUUGGCAACAUGGCGAGGAAGGUGGACGCGCUGCAUGCGUGGACCGAGCAGGUCGUGUAUGAGCUGGAGCAUCUGAGUGAUCUGGAGGCCGCACGCGUCCUUGGCGGCGUCACUGCCCUGCUCAAGGUCGAGGCGGGCAUAGUGGCACAGUACGUUGCCAACGAGACGGUCAAGAUUUUUGGCGGGCUCGGCCUGACCAAGACGGGCCAGGGUGCACGCGUCGAGGCCUUCUCGCGUGCUGUAAAGGGCUUCAUCGUGCCCGGCGGGUCCGAAGAUGUGCUCAUUGACUUGGGCGUCCGCGAGGCCAUCAAGCUCAGCAAGCAGCAGGCCAAGAGACAGGUAAAGAUUUGAUGGGUGAGGGAGUGAAGAAGAUGCACAUUGUUGUUUAGGCUGGGUUACUGAAGGUGAUGCUUUUGAUUGUGGGACGCCGCUUUCUCCAACUUAUCGCCCUGUGCGGUGAGGUCUUAAUACAGCAUCUGUUCUGACCACCCGAUCUGGGGCUUUCUCUGUGGCAUUCUAGCCACGCGGACUUGAUGGUCGCGCGUCAUGUGAGCAUUCUAUCCGUCCCGUGAUAGCUGCAUCGUGAGCGGAUGAUGUGUUGGCUCUGUCAAGGAUGAUCUACAGAGUGCUACUGGAGGACUUUGGCCAUGACUCGCACCUCCACACGGCGGGAAAAUGCCUGGCGACUGUGGCUGACUAAGGGACGAGCGGAAAGCGCCACACUUGU
Microdochium trichocladiopsis is the source of this 2076-nucleotide messenger RNA. Its product is annotated as acyl-CoA dehydrogenase-like protein. The coding region runs from base 399 to 1700 and encodes 433 amino acids. NCBI's taxonomy places the organism in Eukaryota, Fungi, Ascomycota, Sordariomycetes, Xylariales, Microdochiaceae. Gene Ontology annotation, molecular function: flavin adenine dinucleotide binding; oxidoreductase activity, acting on the CH-CH group of donors. The transcript has 5 exons. The record is from RefSeq and is a predicted model, not a curated record.